AUGGCAUUUAUGGUCAAAGUCAUAUACCAAGGUGGGAAUGGCAGUCUUGCUUUUACAAAUGAAACCGACAUUCAGGCUUUGCGUGCAAUCAAAUCUAAAAUAAGCUCCGAUCCUCUUAAAUCAUGGAAUGCUUCUCUUCAUUUUUGCAAGUGGCAAGGCGUUACUUGUAGUACACGGCACCAAAGAGUGACUGUUUUAAACCUACGGUCACUCAAAUUAGUGGGAUCAUUGUCUCCUCAUAUUGGUAAUCUUUCAUUUCUUAGAGAGAUUGAUCUUGGAGAUAACUUGUUUAAUGGUAUUAUACCGCAAGAAAUUGGUCGUCUUUAUCGGCUUCGGUUUCUUAAUCUUUCAAGUAAUUCCUUUGAAGGUGAUUUUCCCACUAAUAUUACUCACUGCUCGAAACUCGAAAGGAUCAAUGUGUUGUACAACAAUCUUGCAGGAAAUUUUCCAGCAAUUCUCGGUUCUUUGUCUAAGCUUACUCAAUUGAACCUUUCGAAAAACCGGUUUAGUUCUAGAACUAUACCGCCUUCGUUUGGAAAUCUUUCAAACCUCGAUGAGCUUUCUCUAGGAUAUAACAAUCUUGUAGGAAGCAUUCCUGUUGAGCUUGGAAGUUUGUUGAACCUCGAAUUCUUACAAUUGACAGGUAAUAAUUUGACUGGAAUGAUUCCUGUUUCUCUUUUCAACAUUUCUUCCAUAGAGUUUUUUUCUGUUAGUUACAACUUAUUACAAGGAGAACUUCCUGCUGAUCUGGGUCUGACACUUCCAAAUCUCGAGCAGUUUUACGUUGGAUUGAACAUACUCUCCGGACCCUUUCCAGUAUCUCUGGCUAAUGCUUCGGAACUUAGCUACAUAGGACUAAGCAACAAUGCUUUCACAGGACGAGUGCCCACGAAUUUAGGAAACCUCCAAAAUCUAGAGUACUUAGAAAUUGGGGGCAACUUUCUUUCUGAUGGGAAAAUAGAUGGAAAUGAUGAUUUAGGGUUUCUUAAAUCACUAACCAAUUGUACAAAUCUGAGAGUGCUACGAACGACCCGAAACGGCUUUCGGGGAGCAUUUCCUGAUUCAGUCACAAAUCUAUCCACAAAGCUCACCAUACUAAGACUAGAUGAAAACCAUAUAUCAGGAAAGAUACCUUCAGGUAUUGACAGGCUGAUCAAUUUGGUGUUUUUAGCAUUAAACGGCAACCUUCUGUCAGGAAAUAUUCCAUAUUCUGUCGGAAAGCUUGUCAACUUGCAAAGACUGUACCUUUCCACAAAUACCCUGUCAGGAAAAAUUCCAACUAGUAUUGGAAAUCUUACUUCAUUAAAUGGACUUGUUUUAAGUGACAAUAAGCUACAAGGGAAAAUACCAAUUUCAUUGGCAAACUGCAACUUCCUUCAAGGUUUAAAUCUUUCACACAAUAACCUGACAGGUGCAAUACCUGAACAAGUUAUUGGUCUUUCUUCUCUUUCUCUUCUCGUCGACCUAAAGUCAAAUGGCUUCACCGGUCAUUUACCGGUCCAGACAGGAAACCUAAAAAGUCUUGGUGAAUUAGAUAUUUCAGAGAAUGGAUUGUCUGGAGAAAUUCCAAACACAUUAGGCAAUUGCUUGAUGUUGAAGUAUUUGUAUAUGAGGGAAAACUAUUUUCAGGGAAGUAUUCCUUCAUCAUUCAAGCAGUUGAAAAGUAUUGAAAUCCUUGAUCUUUCUCGCAACAAUUUGUCAGGACAGAUUCCUGAUUUUCUCGGGAACUUUUUGUAUUUUUCUUAUCUCAAUCUCUCAUUCAACAAUCUCGAGGGGGAAGUACCAACUAAAGGUGUGUUCAGGAAUAUCAGUCUAUUUUCAGUUUUAGGAAAUCCUAAGCUGUGUGGAGGAAUUGAAGAGUUGCGUUUAUCACCGUGUCCGAAGGUUAAAUCAGAUAGAAACAGACAAAGCAAAAUCACUAGACUGGUACUUAUCAUUAUCUUUGGCAGUGUCUUUGUUAUUCUAUUAUCAGCCGGUGGUUAUGCUUUCUUUUAUCGACAGAAGCGGCCCAGAGAGGGAUCUCCAUCAGGCUUGACACCAUUGCAUAUGGAAAUUUCUUAUGCAGAACUUUUUAAAGCAACCGAUGGAUUCUCAUUGCCCAACUUACUUGGUGAAGGAAGCUUUGGCUCUGUUUACAAAGGAAUUCUGAACACUGAAGAAGAAAAAGUUGUUGCUGUCAAAGUUUUCAAUCUUCAAGAAAGAGGAGCUAACAGGAGUUUCUUAGCUGAAUGUGAAGCUUUGAAGAACAUUCGCCACCGGAAUCUUGUCAAGAUCAUAUCAUCUUGCUCAAGCAUAGAUUCCAGAGGUCACGAUUUCAAAGCUUUGGUUUAUGAGUUUAUGCCAAAUGGAAGCUUGGAUGGAUGGUUGCAUCCGAGCCCACCGGAUCAGCCUCCACAAUCAAGCAAACUAAACUUGAUUCAGAGACUAAACAUAGCAAUCGACGUGGCUGCUGCGUUGGAUUAUCUUCAUCAUUAUUGCCAUGUACCAGUUAUCCAUUGUGACCUGAAGCCAAGCAACAUCCUUCUCGACAAUGAUCUUACAGCUCAUGUUUGUGAUUUUGGGCUUGCAAAACUGCUUCUAGCUGCAGCUGCUGCUACAAUAUCUUCUGAGUCACAAACAGGUUCAGCUAUAGUAAUUUACUAA
Molecule: messenger RNA, 2643 nt
Organism: Mercurialis annua (annual mercury)
Lineage: Eukaryota; Viridiplantae; Streptophyta; Magnoliopsida; Malpighiales; Euphorbiaceae
Product: probable LRR receptor-like serine/threonine-protein kinase At3g47570
Exons: 3
Coding region: 1-2643 (880 amino acids)
Biological process (GO): protein phosphorylation
Molecular function (GO): ATP binding; protein binding; protein kinase activity
Source: RefSeq, a predicted model, not a curated record